Molecule: messenger RNA, 1926 nt
Organism: Anopheles arabiensis
Lineage: Eukaryota; Metazoa; Arthropoda; Insecta; Diptera; Culicidae
Product: probable cytochrome P450 4ac1
Exons: 2
Coding region: 29-1663 (544 amino acids)
Molecular function (GO): heme binding; monooxygenase activity; iron ion binding
Source: RefSeq, a predicted model, not a curated record
GUUGUUGGCGAGGAGGCGGAAGAAUGUAAUGCGCCUUCGAUGGGUUUGCAAUUCAGUUACAACCAUGGCAUCCGAUUGGAACGUAGUAGUGCAGUCGCCGUUAGUGAUUUCUACCCUUUCCAUCCUUUUGCUUCUUCUCCUGUGGUUCGUUUGGGAUGUGUUCGACAAGCGUGGUCCAACGUACACUGCCUUCCGGCAAUUUCCCGGACCACCGGUAUGGCCACUGAUCGGUACGAUGUAUCACACGCGCGGGCUGGAUGCGACCAAAGCGUUCGAUGCGUUCCGUCGCUGGACCUCCCAAUACGGUGGAUCGUACAAGCUGUGGCUUAAUCGGUACCUCUUCAUACUGAACAUAACGCGCUGCACAGAGGCGGAACCGUUUCUGAGUGGAUCUCGCAACACGGAAAAGAGCCUGCUGUAUCGGUUUAUGUAUCCGUUCAUCGGCAUCGGGCUGCUGAACAGUGCCGGUGCAAAGUGGCUCCAGCGAAGGCGCAUCCUAACGCCAACCUUUCACUUCAACAUCCUGAACGGCUUUCAUCGAACGUUCUGUGAGGAGAGCGAAAAGCUUGCGGCCAAGAUCGACUCCAAGUGGGAUGGGUGUGAGGGGGCAGCGGUUGAGAUUGAGUUACAGUCGGCAAUGUCCCAGCUAACGCUCAACACUAUUUGUGAAACCUCCAUGGGAGUGAAGCUGGACACGCUGGAUGGUGCAAAGGAGUAUCGGGAAGGCAUCUACCGGGUGGGCGAGAUGUUGCUGAACCGUGCCGUCCGUCCCUGGCUGUACGUGGACUGGACCUACUGGCUUUUGGGGUACUCGCGGCAACUUCAGCGUUUGCUGAAACCGCUUCAUCUCUUCACCGCUAGCAUCAUCGCUCAGCGCCGGGACCUUUUCGCCCAGGGUAAACUCAACGAUCUUAGCUCGUCGCAAGACGAAGAUCACUCGCUCUACAGUACCACCCCGGGGGGUAAGAAACGGUACGCCAUGCUCGACACACUCCUUACAGCGGAAAUGCAAGGCCAGAUCGAACCGGACGGUAUCCGCGAGGAGGUGGACACAUUCACGUUCGAAGGUCAUGACACAACCGGCUCAGCGCUCGUCUUCAUCCUGCUUACCCUGUCCUGGGAGCCAGAAAUUCAAACCCGUCUACAUCAAGAGCUCUCUCAACUUGCCACCCAAAACGAUCUCACCGAUGGACACCUCUCACCGAACGAUUUAAACUCAGCCAAAUUCUUCGAUCGUGUCAUCAAGGAAUGUCUUCGGCUGUGGCCACCGGUUGCGUUCAUCUCACGGAGCGUUACCGAAGAGAUCCACCUGCCGGACGGGCGGAUCAUACCGCAAGGAUGCAUUGCCAACCUGCACAUCUUCGAUCUGCACCGUGAUCCGGCCCAAUUUCCCGACCCGGAGCGGUUCGAUCCGGACCGGUUUCUUCCCGAAUGUGUGUCCCAAAGAAGCCCGUACGCGUACAUCCCGUUCAGUGCGGGUCCACGGAACUGCAUCGGCCAGAAGUACGCACUGCUGGAGGUGAAAACAGCUGUCGCCUAUCUGGUGCUGCGCUAUCGCAUCCUACCCGCCACGAAGCGCGAGGAAAUACGCUUCAUUGCGGAUCUUGUGUUGCGAUCGGCGACGCCACUCAAGGUUCGCUUUGAACGAAGAGAGAAUGCGUAAGGAAUAUUGCAGUUCCCCUCAUCAAUCGAUAGAGUUAUCUCGUCGCAAGUCGUUUGUUUACGUCCUGCUAGAGUGGGCAGUAGUAGCCCUCCACUAUCAGCUGUACAACGCCGUGGGUACGAACGAUCGUGAUUGGUUUGAGCAGAGUUGCCCUGAUUAUCAGUCGCGUUGACAAACAUUGAGUACGGCGUCUAGUAAAGCUACAAUUCAAUACUCAAUUUGAACGAAAAAUAAACAAUAAAAGCAAUCAACCACCAUCCCAA